AUGGAUUAUAAUCAACAAAACAGUGAUGGUGAUAAUUCGACAGUAACCUUCAAGCAACCUCAAAAUUCUUUACAUUUAACAUUAUCAACCACAUCAACAUUAGAUUCAACAUCGAAAAAAACAAAUUCUCUUAUGAUAUCAAAACAAUCCAAUCUUAAUAUUGAUUAUGCAAUAAAUCGAAUUAAAUCAUUACGCAAACGUUAUUAUCAACAACAAAAACAAAUAGAACAUUGCACAUCAUCUCAUUCAACAAAUACUAGAAGUACAUUACCUUCUACUACAACAAUAAUGAAAAAAACUGAAAAACAACAAAAAUCAUUAAAAAAUUUUUCUAAAAUACAAACACAAGAAGCUCGCCCAUUAGGUAUUUGUCUACGUAAAUGUAUUCAAUGUCGACAAUUUAAACAUAUUCUAUUAGCUGAAUGUACUGUUUGUUAUCGAAUGAUGGAUAUUGAUUUAAAAGAUUGCAAAUGUCAAAUAGUUACUAACAAGAAUAUUAUUGAUCAUUUUAUAUGUUCAAUAUGUAAUAGUGAAUUAACACUCGAUGAAUAUAUUAUUUGUGCUAAUCGAACAUGUCAAACAACAUUAUCAACAUUGAUAAAUAAAGAAAGUAUGAAUGAAAUUGAAGAAAAAUCUGUACUUUCUACUAUUCUUACAAAUAUAUAUUAUCCUAAAUCAACACAUAGAACAGUUGCUAUACAAGCUAAUACAUUAAUCAAUUUACCAUCAGUUCAAAAAUUUUUACCAACUAUCAUAGAUGAUGAAAAUGAGAAAUCAUCAUCAUCAAUGUCAUGGUCUAAACAUGAUUCAGAUUGGACAAUAAUUACAUCACCAGAUUCUUCAGACAUCUCUUCUAUGAGUAUUGAUAGUAAUAUUAAUGUAUCCUUGGAUAAUAUUACAAGGAAUGUGACAGCUGCAUUUAAUUCCAAUCAACCAACAAAAUUAACUUUACAAUCUGAAGAUAAAUUACGACAACAUCAGUCACAAUUAACAAAUACUAAUGAUAAAAUAAUAAAUAAUAAUCUAGAAUUUAUUGAAAUGCCAAAAUCACCUCGAUGUUUACCAAUAAUGAAUGUUCAUAGUCGUCAUGAUCGACUAUCGACAUUACUUAAACUAAAAAAGAAUGAAAUAUGUCAAACACAAUUAUCUUGUCUAAUGGAUAUUGAUGAAAUGAUUCGAUGUGAUGAAUUAGUCGAUCCAAUUGUUAUACGAACAAACAAUCUAACUCACAUUGAACGUCAAAUUCAAGUAGAUACAAUUAGAGGACGUUUUCAUGGUUUAUGUCAAACUCGCAUUGAAAUAGAUGAUCGUAUUGAAAAAGAUUCAACAAUAAAUUUAACAAAUGAUGACAGAAUUUUACAAGCACUUAUCGAUAGAGAUGGACAACGAUGGUCUGAAUUAAUUGAUCAAUUAAUAAAUGAACAAUCAAAUUUUUCAUUAAGUGAUAUUGCACAACAAUUACUUGAUACUAUUGAACGUUUAUAUACUACUGAACGAUUAAAUAAUUUAACAACUGGUCAAUUACAACGUAAAGUUCGUUAUGCAAUGUCUCAAUUAAAACAUAUUGAUGAAAAUUCAUAUUUACGAAAUAAUUUUAAAACAACAAAAACUAAUCAUACAAAUAUAAAUUCAAGAAAACAAACAGAAUGUAAUGGUACAAUGGAUAUGGCAGUAACAGUAAGACAAAUUGAUAAACAUCAAACAACAGCAUCACCUGAUCAUAUUUGGAAAUCAUAUGUUGAUCGUUUAUUCGAUCAAGGUCAUUCAGCUAAUGAAAUUCAACGAUUAUUACAUAAAGCAGCAGAAAAAACGAUGCAAUGUGAUGAUUAUCGUUUACAAGAUGUUUUUAAUUAUAUAAAUACAAAAACAAAACAACAACGAGCAAAAACUGCACCAUCCAAAAUUGCAUUCAUUGCAUCUUCACCAAAAACGAUACCAGUAACAUCUGAACAAUCUCAAUCAACGAAUUUAUUUCAAUCAAUAAAAUUCAACAAAACAUUGGAUAAUAGUAGUAAGAUUAUGAUAUGUCCUUCAACUUCAAUAUCAGCAAGAAAAGAAAUGUCGAAUGAAUUAUCAUCUACUUUUAUUAACAAAGAUCAAAGGUCUACAACUGAAAGAACAAAGAAUAAAUCUAGUUCGUCUAAUACUUCGCUGAACACUAAUUUAAUUAAAUCAUCUAGUAUCGAACCAAAUAUUAUUCAAAUAGAAUCAACGGAGAAUAAAUUCAUUACUGAUUUAAAUAAGAAUGAAAAAGAACGAAAUUUAUCAUUACAUUCGUCUAUUGAUCAUGAACAUGUGAAUAUAAUGGUAAAAUCUAGUCUAGCUACUAUGAAUAAACAACAAUCUAUAGCCAAUAGAGGUUCUUCAACUACGAGAAUUACAUCUGUAACUGAUAUGCCCUUGACAAAUUUUGAAGAGAAAUCCAUUGAUGCAUUACAUCAUGUUGAAAAUACUCAUCUUCAUGAACAUUCCUUGAAUAUUCCAUUCGAAUUAAAUAAAUUAAUUGAUAUUAUUUUCGAAUCGAAUUUACGAAAACCAGAUAAUAUUGAAAUUUUGAUGACAAAAUGUAUUGAACUUUUAACUAAUGAAGAACAAAUUAUUGUACCACAACUAGAAGAAGUUCAUUCUCAGCAUAUGAAUGAAGCUAUAUCUAAUACAUUAAAUCUCUUACAAGAAUAUAAAAAACUAACAAUGCCAUUUAUAAUAAACUAUGAGGAUUUAUCAUAUAAUCGACAUAUUUCAAACAUGAUCAAGAUUUCAUCUGAUAGUCAAAUUUCAUUAAAAUUAGUCAAUGAGAACAUGGAACAAACUAUUGAAUCUUCAUCUCAACCUAUUCAAUCCGACAUAGAUUUAGAUUUAAAAAAACAAGUGAACACAUCAGAAUAUCAAGAAACUGUUAGUUCUAUAGAAUAUCGUCCUAUGUCAUAUACUGUUUCGAAUGAAAAGGGAUCAACAGAGUCUUCAAGACAAGACUUCAUUUGUUCAACAAACCAUAUUUCAUUAAAAACCAAAGAGUUAGACGAAGAAUUGGUCACGAAUAAAAAUGAUCUGAAUAAUAUAUCGGAUAUACCUUUGAAAAUAGAAAGUGAAUUAUAUGAUGAUCUAUCUCUAAAACAAUGGCUUGAUGCUCUACUUUCAAAAUUAUCUGAUAACAUCAGUAGAACAUCAAUUAUUGAUCAAACAAAGAUUAAUGUCAAAGAUAAACAAGAAUCUAUUAUUAUGAAACCAGUAGAUGAACAUGUAUCAUCAUUGAAUGAACAACGUUCGAAAUCAUCUAUAUCUAUUAAGGAACGUACAACAAAUAUGAUUGAAACAACUGAUGACAAACACAAUAUACAAUAUGUAACAGAUGUAAUCAUGCUUAAAAAAGAAUAUGCUAUGUCAAUCAUCAUUCCUGAUCAAAUUUUUUCUAUGAUUGAUGAACAUUUUCAAUUAGUUGAAACAAAAUUAUUACAGACGAAAGUAGCAACAGAUUCUAAACAGAUUUUAAAAUCAAAUGAUCAGUUGCUAUCAUCAGUGAAUGAGGAAAAUAUUGAGCAUGUCAACAAAGAACUUUCAAACUUCAAUUAUGAUUUUGAUGAUAAAUUUCAAACGUCUUCUUUCGCUACUCUAUUACAUGCAAAUCAUGUCGAUGAAGAAAAACAAUCUAUAUCAUUUGUUGUUAAUGAUGAAACACCAUCUAUAACCGGUCGAUCUUCAGCUCCUUCAGAUAUUGACUUAUCAGAGCAAUUAAAUCAACUUCAAAUACAUGAAUGGUCCGUAUCUCCAAAACAAUUAGUACCGUCGGAUCUAUCAGAAAGUAAAGAAAAAUUUGAAUCAUCACAAAAAAUAUUACCGAUGUUUGAAUCAGAAGACAUAGUGUUAUCCAAAACUGAUAUGAAUUUUGUUCCAGAAAUAAACACAGAAUCAUCACCAUCGAAUGAUCAAGAAGAAGAGAAAGAAAAAACAAAAUCUAUCUUGUCAUUUUCUUCUGAAGACAAUGAACAUGAAAGUUUAAUAGAAACAAAUGAACCUCAUAUAGACAUUAUAACAUCAUCUAAAUCUUCACAUAUCAAUAAACAAGUAUUCGAUGAACAUACGUCUAUAACUGCUUCAAUAGUAUUUAAUCAUCAGAAUGAAAUUAGUAAACUUCAGCUACCAGUUUCAACAAAAUAUUUCAGUACUUCUAAUGAUAUACAAUCUAAUUCUUUUUUGAUUCACUUGAAUCAUCAAACUAGUACUAUUCCGCAUAAAAAAUCUAUAUCUAAUCAUACUCCAAUGUUAAAUGAAGAGAAAAAUUCACCAAUCAAUUCACAUGAUCAAAACCUUGUAAUAGAAACAUCAAUCCAGAAUAGUGAAGAUAAAAAAUUAUCAAGUGAAAAAAUAGAUAAUGUUACUACUAAUCAUUUUCACGAGUCUACUAUCCUAUCAUUGAAUCAUAAUAUUACACCACAAUCAGUAAAAUCAAUACUUUAUCCAUCAAAAACUACAGUGAAUACCUAUUAA
Messenger RNA from Rotaria sp. Silwood1, 4485 nucleotides. NCBI's taxonomy places the organism in Eukaryota, Metazoa, Rotifera, Eurotatoria, Philodinida, Philodinidae. The record is from the annotation of a GenBank genome assembly.